This is a messenger RNA of Trichomycterus rosablanca, 3556 nucleotides long. RefSeq names its product diacylglycerol kinase theta. Lineage: Eukaryota; Metazoa; Chordata; Actinopteri; Siluriformes; Trichomycteridae. The record is from RefSeq and is a predicted model, not a curated record. The transcript has 22 exons. Bases 408 to 3215 code for a protein of 935 amino acids. Gene Ontology annotation, molecular function: ATP-dependent diacylglycerol kinase activity.
UCCACCGUCCGUGUGUAUCGUUCUGUAUCGCGGUAAAAUAUCGAUUAAAUCAGAUCGGAACGAUCAACCGACAUUCCGGAGCGCGUGCUGAGCUCGUUCUGGAGAAGCGCCCUCAGACUUUCCUCUCAUGAGCCGCUCGGUUUAUUUGGUCGAUUUUCGGAGUAAUAACUGGAUUUCAGGGGCGGAAUUUCGCUCUUCAUGUCAUGUAGAGACAUUACUCGGUUAAACUGAGCCGUCGUGUUGGGUUAGUGAUGUGACAUUGCUGGUAAAUACCUGUUUAUCCAGGAUGACUCGGCUCGGUUUAACCUCGUUAGCCUGAAGCUAAACAUCCAGCGGUUGUCAAAACAACCGAAAAUCGAAUCGAACAUUUGGUGGAUCUGCGCUUGUGUUAAUAUAGUCGUGAAGCCAUGGCGGAAAGUGCGGGGAUAAAGAACGGGAAAGCCUUAGAUAGCGCAGUAACCGGGGUGCUCAGGGAGGCAGGAGAGAGUCCCGGCUCCAGCCCCGGCUCCGGGAGGAAGAAGCCGCAUCAGUCGCUCUCUUCUCGGUCCGCGAAGCCUUACGCAGCCGCCGCCGGUCACUGUUUCCGCAAAGCGACCCUGACCAAGCCGACCUACUGCCACAACUGCAGCGACUUCAUCUGGGGACUCGUGGGCUACAUCUGUGAAGACUGUAACUUCAUGUCUCAUGAGAAGUGUCUGAAGUACGUGAGGAACGUCUGCUCCUGUCUGGCGUCCACGGUCGUGCGGGUUCCUGUGGCUCACUGCUUUGGUCCAGCCGGUCAGAAGAAGCGCUUCUGCGGAGUGUGCCGCAAGAUCCUGGAGGGGACGGCGGCCCUGCGGUGUGAGGUGUGCGAGCUGCACGUUCACAGCGACUGCGCCCCGUUCAGCUGCAGCGACUGCCGACUGUGUCACCAGGAUGGAGAGCAGGAAUACGACAUGUACCAUCACCACUGGCGGGAGGGGAACAUAGCAUCGGGAGCUCGAUGCGAGCUGUGCCGCCGCGUGUGCAGUUCCUCCGACGUCCUUUCCGGCAUGAGGUGCGAGUGGUGCGGCAUCACGGCUCAUGCCUUUUGUUACGUAACGGUCCCUCCGGAGUGCAGCCUGGGUCGUCUGCGAGGCAUGGUCCUUCCCCCCGGCUGCGUACGGAUCUGCUCGCGCAACUUCAGCAAGAUGCACUGCUACCGCAUCUCCGAACCCUCGCAGCAGUGCGAACUGGACAAUCUGGAUGACGUAGAUAUCCAGAGCACAACAGCACUCAAGGAGAACCAGACCUCAGGCUCAUCAGAUACUGGGAAGCAGACCCUCAGAGUGUAUGAUGGCGACGAUGCCGUGAAACGUAACCAGUCCCGCUCGGUCUGCGUUCCCAGAAUGGCCAAGACUGAGGAAAUAGUGGAAGCUGCUCUGCGUGCGUUUUACGUAGCGGACGAACCGGAUGAUUAUGAGUUCCAGGUUCAGACCCAGCCCGGUCUGCUCACCGACGACAUCAUCAACCGCAACGGCACGCCCGAUAACAAGACGGCGGUUAAGGACAACCUGCCGGAGACGUGGGUUCUCCGAGCCAAGGCCAGAGAGACCGAGCUGCUGAAGAUCUACGCCGGCUGGCUCAAGGUCGGCGUUGCUUACAUUUCCAUCACUGUCGGGAAGACGAGUACCGUGGACUCCAUCAUCAAAGAAGUGCUCGGCCAGCUCGGGAGGCAGGAUGAAGACCCGGCGCUGUUUAACCUUGUGGAGGUUUUCAUGAGCAGCAAGCAAGUGCAGAAGCAGGUCCUCGGAGGUCAGGAGCUGCUGCUGGACAAGCUGAAGGAAAUCAGGAAGAUUUCUCUCAGGCAGAUGAACCAGACUCGCUUUUACAUCGUGGAGAAGAGAAAUCAGGUGGUGCAGGUGGAUCUGCUGCUCGGGGGGCUUCCGGUGCAGCUCAGUACGGAGGAGUACACCCAACUGCUGCAGCAGCACCUGGCCAUCAAGAGUCACUUGAUUAGCAUCACUCACGUCUACGCGGGACAAGGAGCGGUGGUAUUGCAGAUUAGCUGUUUCUCCGAGGCCGAGCGAAUCUACAUGCUGGCUAAGGACACCACCGUCGAGGGCAAACAGCUCACCUCUCUGGUUAUCCCUCAAAUCCCGAAAAGCAAGCUUCCCAGAGACUCCUGCCCUCUGCUGGUGUUCGUGAACCCCAAAAGCGGAGGCCUUAAAGGCAGAGAGGUUCUCUACGGCCUCCGUAAACUUCUCAACCCUCAUCAGGUGUUCGAGCUGACCAACGGAGGUCCUCUGCCCGGGUUGCACACGUUUCGGGAGCUUCCACACUUCAGGAUGCUGGUGUGUGGGGGAGACGGAACGGUCGGCUGGGUCCUGGGGGUUCUGGAGACCAUCAGACACAAACUGGCGUGUUCUGAGCCCGCCAUUAGCAUCAUCCCUCUGGGCACAGGUAAUGACCUGGCGCGCGUCCUGCGUUGGGGGGCGGGGUACAGUGGCGAAGACCCCUUCAACAUCCUGGUCUCUGUGGACGAAGCAGAAGAGGUGCAGAUGGACCGCUGGACCAUCCUGUUUGACGCUCAGGAAAUGACACCAGACGGAGAGCAGAACGGCUUCCUGGAGCCCCCGAAGAUCAUCCAGAUGAACAACUACUUCGGUCUGGGGAUCGAUGCCGAGCUCAGCCUGGAUUUCCAUCACGCUCGGGAAGAGGAGCCGGGAAAAUUUACCAGCAGGUUCCAUAACAAAGGCGUCUACGUGAAGGUGGGUCUGCAGAAACUCAGUCACACGCGAAACCUCCAUAAAGAUCUGAAGCUUCAGGUGGACAAGCAGGACAUAGAACUGCCCAGCAUAGAGGGUCUGAUCUUCCUCAACAUUCCUAGCUGGGGUUCCGGUGCUGAUCUGUGGGGUUCGGACAAUGAUGCCCGCUUUGGGAAGCCCAGGAUAGACGAUGGCGUGCUGGAGGUGGUUGGAGUGACUGGAGUGGUACACAUGGGUCAAGUACAAAGCGGGUUGCGCUCGGGGAUCCGGCUCGCUCAGGGCAGCUACAUCCGCAUCACAAUGACCAAACCCAUCCCAGUGCAGGUGGACGGGGAGCCGUGGAUCCAAUCCCCCGGACAAAUCAUCAUCUCUGCUGCUGGACCCAAGGUGCACAUGCUGAGGAAAUCCAAGAGCAAGCAGAAGAAGCAGUCUGGGAGUCUGAAGGAGGGCAGAGCCGAGAGCCCGGCGCCGGGAGAGGGGUCAAACUGAUGUGACGUCCUGCCCACACACUGUAUCAGAAGUCAUAACGACACCGGGCAUUCAGUAACGGGUCGGCGUUCACCUUCUCGGCGCGGUCAUGCCAUGCAGACUGGACAUUACGCUUACGAUACAAACAGAAACAAUCAUUCAGUGUUAGACGUGAUUAGUAUAGUACAAGGAACAUGAAGAGCAACAUCUACUCGUGUACUUUUAGCCGCCUCGAUGUAACACAGACGUUUCUGAAUAAAAGCAGCUCGAGAGAGAGAUCGGUUAGGGAACCGGACAGGACUCGGUUUCUCUGAUACGGAAUCGCGGUUACCUUAAGGUCCACUCGGAAGCUCUGAAACGUU